AUGAAAAGCAAGAAGCAGACAUUCAAGCUGCCUGGCUUGUGCAGGUGUUUCUGGUUUUUGUGGCUGUUUGUGGCAUUCUGGAUUCUGGAGCAGCAGAAUGUUUACUCAUCACAGGCAUCAGGUAAAAAGGCCGCCGAGGAGGAUGCAGAAUUGGAAACCACCAGAGGAGUACCGGACGAUACGAUGGCUAGGUUGCAUGCAGAACUGGCUGCCCAGCAGGAAGUAACGAAUCCCCAGCUGGCGAGUUUACAUCUUACAGAGACUCGAUGCCACGUAAUUGCUUUCACUGUGCUUUUCUUAAUCUUAAUAAGGGAAGUUGUACUUCUCAGGGAGCGAGAGCGCAAAAAGAAGGCGGAAGAAGAAGUUAAACCUCCCCAAGAGGAACCCCAACUUGAAGGGGAGGAAGGAAAAGAAGCAGAAGAAGCAGAAGAAGAAGGAAAGCCUGUGCAGGAAGAAGAACCUUCACCGGAACUAGUAGUUUCGCAGCCAGAAGAACCUGCAGAAGAAGUACCCCUGCCACAAAUGCCUAUCGCACAAGUGCCCGUGCCGAUGCCGCGGCGUAAACCAAAAGCGGAAGUUCCACAUGAGAAACAAACGAAACAACCAGAGGAGCCUGGUGGAGAUGCAGUACCAGAUGAAGGAUUCGUGCAGAGGCCGAUAGCUCGUGCGAGAAAGACUCGAAAGGAGUUUGUCCGGAGGGCGGGGCCUGCUCCCGCGGCCCCCUCGCAGGUGCAACCAGGUAUUGAAGAGGAAGUGGCACAUGGGCAGGGGCCUCCUACCGGGGCUCGUGGCCAGCUGCAACCAGGUAUUGAACAGGAGGCAAAAGAAGUGAAAGCCGUUCAACAACCGGCUCAGCCACUACCUGUAGAGCCUACGCCAAUGCAGCCUACCUUGCCACAGCUUCCAGAACAACCAGCGCCAGCUCCAGUGCGUGGUGUGCCGGAAUUGGGCUAUGUUGUGCCUUCUGUCCCUCCAGCAGUCGCCCCUGUGGCGCCCCACGAAGUUCCAGAACCCGUACCUGUCAUGGAUGUCCAGGAUGAUGAGAAAUUGCGAGAUUUGAGGGCUCGUCGGAACGUCAUCAGCAGUCUAUUGGUGAACCUGGCAAAAAUCCACGGCGAGAAAGUGCAUGCGUACUGUUCUGAGAAGGCCUUUUCUUCAGACUACGAGAGUAUGCGGAGAGGUCUGGCGGAGAUGGCCGAUUGGAAAGAGUUCAAAUUGUGUCUCUUGACGCUGUCUUCGGUGACAGCAUCUGGAAUAACAGAAGAAGAAUUACAUGCCGUAAACAAUAUGCUUCGACAGCAAUAUCAAGAUCUGCAAGGUAUGGCUAGUGCGAAGGACGUCCAUGCUGUUGCAGCUGUGUACGAGCGCGCACAGCUAGUUAAUCAAAGGCUCAAACCCACAUUGCAGAUGCAAAAGGAGAAGCUCAAUUCAGCUCUGAAGCGCCAACCGCUCAGCAAGGAAGAGGCCAACGCUGCCGCUGAGGCCAUGGCGAAAAUUGCUGAGACUGUCGUCGACGACAGCGAAGAUUUCUGGCGCUCUGCGCAUGAUCUUUAUGCACAGAUUGGUGGCAAGCCUGAUGAUAUGCUUAGUUCUGUUAGCGGGAAAGUGCUACUGCAAACGCUGACAACUAAGAUAAAGUCCAGUACUCUUGAAAAGGUACAGGGUGCUUCGACCCCUCAGAAUGUUGCCGCAGACGCUGUGAAGAAAUACUUUGCCGAACCGUGGAGCAUGAUUGAAGCUUUGGCGAGGGAUAAUUGGUUGAGAGCGCAGGAGACACUGGAGGCGGCGAAGAAGGGGAAAAAGUACAAACUAGAUAACGAAGGAUUUGGAUCAUCUGCACUGGAUAAGAAGACGAAACUUAGGGCUACAGCGGUUGCGAAAAAAGCAGACGCAGCACUUCCGCUGCUAAUAUUUCAAUAUUGUCAUGAACUAUCAAAGGAAAUUGAGGAAAUUGAGGUGUAUGAUGAUAUAUUUAGCUCUGUAUUCAUGGAUCUGCCCGACCCUGCAUCAACGGCGUGGACUGCAGUACGACAGCUGAAAGACCGAUUAGACUCUGAAAAGGCAAUGGCCAAGGACAGUAAAGCGAUUGAAAAUUUCGCAAACGCGAUGUUGCAGACGUCCUUGAGCGCGUCGCGUAUUGUUGAGAAUGAGCAGUUGGCUCAGCUUACAGCGGCAGUCGAAAAGGCGCGCAUUGAUCUUCAUAAUACAGCACGAAAUUGA
Molecule: messenger RNA, 2220 nt
Organism: Eimeria mitis
Lineage: Eukaryota; Apicomplexa; Conoidasida; Eucoccidiorida; Eimeriidae
Exons: 5
Coding region: 1-2220 (739 amino acids)
Source: RefSeq, a predicted model, not a curated record